Molecule: messenger RNA, 2333 nt
Organism: Fukomys damarensis (Damara mole-rat)
Lineage: Eukaryota; Metazoa; Chordata; Mammalia; Rodentia; Bathyergidae
Gene: Tent5c
Product: terminal nucleotidyltransferase 5C
Exons: 1
Coding region: 121-1296 (391 amino acids)
Biological process (GO): mRNA stabilization
Molecular function (GO): RNA binding; poly(A) RNA polymerase activity
Source: RefSeq, a predicted model, not a curated record
GAUGUCAGGGAUGAGUAAGCGUCUUCUCUGAGCUCUGUAAGCUGCUCCACAGGCUGAAGUGAAUCCUAACUCUGUUUCCCCCCUCUCACUUGCAGUUUCCCUGGCCAGUACAUCCCCACUAUGGCAGAGGAGCGCAGCAGUACCCAGGACUGUGUGUCCUUCAGUGUGCUCAACUGGGACCAGGUUAGCCGGCUACACGAGGUCCUGACCGAGGUUGUGCCCAUUCACGGGCGAGGCAACUUCCCAACCUUGGAGAUCACCCUGAAGGACAUCGUGCAGACUGUCCGCAGCCAGCUGGAGGAGGCAGGCAUCAAAGUACAGGACGUCCGGCUGAACGGCUCUGCUGCUGGCCACGUGCUGGUCAAAGACAAUGGCUUGGGUUGCAAAGACCUGGACCUGAUCUUUCACGUGGCUCUUCCCACAGAGGCAGAAUUUCAGCUGGUAAGAGACGUGGUCCUGUGUUCCCUUCUGAACUUCCUGCCAGAGGGUGUGAACAAGCUCAAGAUCAGCCCGGUCACUCUGAAGGAGGCGUAUGUGCAGAAGCUGGUGAAGGUCUGCACGGACACAGACCGCUGGAGCCUGAUUUCCCUCUCCAACAAAAAUGGGAGGAACGUGGAGCUCAAGUUUGUGGACUCCAUUCGGCGUCAGUUUGAGUUUAGUGUGGACUCUUUCCAAAUCAUCCUGGACUCUCUGCUUUUUUUCUACGACUGCUCCAGCAACCCAAUCUCUGAGGACUUCCAUCCCACAGUGAUUGGGGAGAGCGUCUAUGGAGACUUUGAGGAAGCCCUUGAUCAUCUGCAGAACAGACUGAUCGCCACCAAGAACCCUGAAGAAAUCCGAGGUGGGGGCCUUCUUAAGUACAGUAACCUCCUCGUGCGGGAUUUCAGGCCCACAGACCAGGAGGAAAUCAAGACUCUGGAGCGGUAUAUGUGCUCCCGAUUUUUCAUCGACUUCCCGGACAUCCUUGACCAGCAAAGGAAGUUGGAGACCUACCUUCAAAACCACUUUGCCGAAGAAGAGAGAAGCAAGUACGACUACCUCAUGAUCCUGCGCAGGGUUGUGAACGAGAGCACCGUGUGCCUCAUGGGGCACGAACGCAGGCAGACCCUGAACCUCAUCUCCCUCCUGGCCUUGCGUGUGCUGGCAGAGCAGAACAUCAUCCCAAAUGCCACCAACGUCACCUGUUACUACCAGCCAGCUCCUUACGUCAGCGAUGGCAACUUCAACAACUACUACGUCGCCCACCCUCCAGUUACCUACAGCCAGCCAUACCCUACCUGGCUGCCCUGUAACUAACCUUGAGACCUGAGGGUUUCCGCAGUGGGAACCCAGUAGGGCGUGGGCUCUUGGGUAGGGGACCCUCCUCCUAGCUGUAGGUGUUUGGCUUUUAAAGGGGAACUCAGCUCUGAUUCUGAUCUUUUUUCCUUUGUGUACCCAUUGAAAUGGGUCCGCAGUAUACCACGAGCCAACCCUGAAAGGACUCAUCUUACAGUGCCACUUCGGAAAAUGCUACAGGAAGUGUGACCUUUCCACGUCCUUCCAAGAUAGACACUAACAUGUCACAUCCCAAACACUAGUGCUCUGGGAUUUGAGCUCUGUGGGAUAAUUGAGAUUGGGAGAACUUGGGCCCCGGAUAAGAAGUGUGAAGUCUCUUUUUCUCUCACUGAGCCUGUAGCAGGGGCUCGCGUUCUGGUUCUUAGCAGUUGUGCUGAUGGUCUCUCUGCUUGUGUCAGUCUUAGUCAGGCAGAAAAUAACAGUCGUGAGGGUGCUCUUGUGACUUAGUUUUUGUUCACGAGACUAACUUGCUUGUGUCCAGUCUUUGUCAGCAGAGCUGAGAAUUUCUUUCAUAAAUAAACCAAAGCCAGUAGCUAGAGGCUGGAGAUCUGGUUGGAAGAGAUUUAUGGUUUAGAUGCUGUGCUAUCUUGAGAAAUUAUGAGAUAUUGCUAAGGAAAAAAAUGAUCUUUUUCUUGAAAUGUAACUUGAAAACAAAAUAAAAUGUGGAACAUAAUGUAGAAUUGUGGUGGAGGUGGUGGUGGGGGCAGUGAUUGUAAAUAGGAAACAUGAAUGUUCUUCUUAUUAUUACUUUUUUCUUCUUAUUAAGGAAUUCUUAUUGAAUGACAUCUUUUCCCCUCAGUAGCUCCCUCCUGGACUUUUGUGUUGCUCCUCCUAAGAUUGUGUUUCUCUUCAUUGUUGUAACUGACAUGAGGGUCUUCCCAUGUUUUAAUUGGAAACCCAUUUUGGCCACAUUCCAUAUAUGACGAGCUAUCUUUCUGGAGUACUUUGGCUUUUUUUUUUUUUUUUUGGCUUCUUUUUGCUUUUUAAAAUAGUGAUUU